This is a messenger RNA of Antechinus flavipes (yellow-footed antechinus), 1700 nucleotides long. RefSeq names its product serpin family E member 3 (gene SERPINE3). NCBI's taxonomy places the organism in Eukaryota, Metazoa, Chordata, Mammalia, Dasyuromorphia, Dasyuridae. The transcript is spliced from 8 exons. Gene Ontology annotation, biological process: negative regulation of endopeptidase activity. The record is from RefSeq and is a predicted model, not a curated record. The coding region runs from base 372 to 1577 and encodes 401 amino acids. Gene Ontology annotation, molecular function: serine-type endopeptidase inhibitor activity.
UUAGAAUAAAUAAUGUGAUCAAAGAAUAGGCAAUUAAAAUAAGCAAUUUUAUUUUGGUAAAAGGAAAAAUGUGAAGGCCAAAUAAAUCACCCUUUUUCCUAUACUAUAUAAUAGUUGAUUACUUAUUUUAUCAAGCUAUCCUACAGUUUUCAGAGUCCUUUUCAUAUAAAUGAUACCAUUUAAUCUUCAUAACCACUCUAGGCCUGUUUCUUACUCUGUCAGACAUGAAUAAAUCCUACCCUGCCUGCCUGUCUGCCUAGUUGUCCAACACGACCCUUUUCGUACCUGUGUUUCCAUCAUCGCUCUCCAAAGCUGUCCCCUCUCCCUCACAGGUGGCCUUCCCUGGGGGACAGUCAGCAGCCUCAGCUUCCAUGCUGCCUUUCACCUUCCUCCUCUUCCUUCUUCACUCUGGCUGUCUCCACGGAGGAAACAAUGACCUCCAAAAGGACCUGAAGGGAUUAAAGACUGAAUUUGCUGUCCGCCUCUACCAGAGCUUGAUGGGAAGUAGAAAUGGGACAAACUUGGUCAUCUCGCCAGCCAGUGUGUCUGUCCCUCUGGAGUUACUACAGUUUGGAGCACGAGGAAACACCUGUUUGCAACUUGAAAGGGCCCUGGGGUAUACAGUUCAUGGCAAAAGGGUGCAUGAUUUCCUGCAAAAUGCUCAGGCAGCAGCUACUACUUCUGGCUCAGGGACCACAAUUCAACUGACAUGUGCCUUUUUUGUACAAAAUGGAACACACCUGUCCUCUCAUUUCACUGAGCACAUCUCGCUGUGGGCCAACAGCAGCCUGGAGACAACCAACUUCAGUGAACCUAACAGGACCACAGCUCAGAUCAAUAGAUGGGUCUCUAGGUUUGCUGCAGAUGAGAAACCAGAAAAUGUCUCCUUGGAAAGGAUCCACUCGGCCCUUGCUCAGAUUGUGCUGGUGAGCACCAUGUCCUUCCAUGGCAUUUGGCAAAAGAGAUUUUCCUUCACAAACACCCAGCUGUUGUCUUUUACCAGCCCAGAAGGCCUCAUUCUCAGAGUGCCCAUGAUGUACCAAACUGCUGAUGUCAAUUAUGGUCAGUUCCAGAUCACAAAUAAGCAACAUGUUGGGGUUCUUGAGCUGCCCUAUCAAGGAAGCUCAGUGAGUCUGUUCCUGGUACUCCCGCGGGAGAGAGGAGUUCCUCUGGGCCUUCUCGAGCCAUACCUCACAGCCAGAGCCAUUCACAUCUGGAUGACUAGCCUGAAGAGAACCAAGAUGGAUGUUUUCCUACCCAGGUUCAGGAUCCAAAACCACUUCAACCUGAAAGAUGUUUUCAGUUCUUUGGGGAUCACAGACCUGUUUGAUCCAUUCAAAGCUAACUUGAAAGGAAUUUCAGGCCAAGAUGACCUUUAUGUUUCUGAGGCAAUUCACAAUGCCAGAAUUGAAGUUUUAGAAGAUGGCACCAAAGCAUCUGGGACAACAGCUCUAGUACUACUGAGAAGAUCUAGGACUCCAUUUUUUAAGGCAGACAGACCGUUCAUCUUUUUCCUGAGAGAAUCCAAUACAGGUUCUGUCUUCUGUAUUGGAAGAGUUACAAAUCCCCUAGAAUAAUAGAUCUCCAAGGUGGUUUCUUCACUUUCCUCUGUGCAUUCAGCUUUCUUCCCCUCAACAAACUUGUGACUACUUUUAUUACAUCUGAAUUCUUCUAGAAUAAAGGUGUGUGAUUUGAAUGAA